AUGGCGGCCGUUUCAGCACCUACCCCCAAGCUGGAUCGAUACAUCGUCAUCCACGUUGCAACCACUUGCGACGAACACGGCGUGUAUGUCACCAAGGACUCGGCCGAGGUGAUCGAGUUAGGAUGGAUCUUGUUGGACUCCAAGACUUGCGAAGAACUGCACCGCGAAAGUGUUCUCGUUAAGCCCGUCAAUACUCCAAUCACCCCGCUUUGCACGAGCUUGACCACCUUGACAUGGGAACACGUUCGAACCGCAGGCACUUUCCGGGAUGCCAUCUCUCGAUUCGACGCCUUUGCCACCGAGCACCUGACCAGCAAGCAUCUUGAGUUUGCCUUUGUGACGUUGGACUCGUGGGAUCUGCGGGUGCAGCUGCCCCGCGAAGCCCGCGACAAGGCCGUCGUGCUGCCCGCAUAUCUGCAGCACUCCCGCACCUUUGACCUGCGAACCGAAUAUCAACGCUGGCAGACCCACCACCCCGAGUCGCUGCCCUUCGGUCCCAGUUCGCUCUCCAACAUCUGUGCUGCCCUCGAGGUCGAGCCCGUCCAGUCGUCCGCCCCGAUCAAGCACAACUUGCCCUUCCACCUGCAAGCCUUGGCCCCCGCUUCGCCGCGUCGUGCUAUGGAGGAAUCCGUUACUCUCGCUCGUGUCCUGCGGGGUUUGAUCCGCAAGUCGCAGCCUCCUCAAGAUCACCCGGAGAUCUUGACUCGUCCCAUGGAUGCCCAUGCGGAUGUCAGGGCCUUCUUGGCGGAACGCAGUAAGGUUCUGCACCUGAGUGGCCUGCCCCAUGACACCACUCAGUCUGAAUUAGAGAGCUGGUUCACUCAAUUCGGUGGUCGUCCCAUCGCCUUUUGGACUCUGCGCACGCCAGACCAGCACAAGCCUACUGGUACUGGCUUUGCCGUCUUCUCUUCCCACGAAGAGGCUGCUGAAAGCUUGUGCAUGAACGGCCGUGCUCUCAAUGAGAAGGCAAUUGAGGUUUCUCCCUCCUCCAGUCGGGUUCUCGACCGGGCUGCUGAGAUCCUCACUCCCUUCCCUCCGUCCAAGAACCGCCCUCGUCCUGGUGACUGGACUUGCCCGUCUUGCGGUUUCUCCAACUUCCAGCGCCGCACAGCAUGCUUCCGCUGUUCAUUCCCUGCGAUGGCGGCUGCGCCUGACCCAAUGAACUACGGCAACUACGGCUAUGGUCCUCCGUCGAUGAUGCCCCCUCACAUGGGCCACGGCGGUCACGGUAUGGGCGGUGGUGGUGGCGGUCACUCGCGCGGUAUGGGCGGCAACGGAGGUGUUGUCCCCUUCCGGGCUGGUGACUGGAAAUGUGGUUCUGAAGGUUGUGGUUACCACAAUUUCGCCAAGAACAUUAACUGUCUCCGCUGCGGUGCUCCUCGAUCAGGGGCCGCCGUGGUAGCUGACUCCGCAUUCUCGUCCCCGAUGGACCCGCCCACGCAGUUUAACAUGGGGCCCAACUCAAUGUCUAGCACCCCGGCCCCGGCACCUUUCGCAUCUACUGCCGGUGGCUUCGGCGGUUUUAGCCAGCAGUUCGGUGGGCCUCCCAACAACUACGCCCUGCCCUCCGGCGGUCUGGGUAACAACACCCCCGGUGCAUACCCUCCCAUGGGUCAGAUGAACUCGGGCUACGGAUCAUCCAGCACCUCGCACUCGGCCGCCUCCUUCGCCAACCCGGCUACCCAGGCUGCUUUCACCGGUGCGGACCACGGUGUUCCCUCCACCAGUGCCUCGAACGGCGCCUUCUACGGCUCUGACGGCGCUAGUGACCCCUUCGCCUUCUUGUCCUCUGGCCUCGGUGGUCUGACUGUCUCUGAUGACCCUCACUCCCGUCGCAAUGGCGCCGGCGCCAACAAGUCACCCGCUUAA
Messenger RNA from Penicillium brevicompactum, 1869 nucleotides. RefSeq names its product putative RNA binding protein (Arp). Gene Ontology annotation, molecular function: 3'-5'-RNA exonuclease activity; RNA binding. The coding region runs from base 1 to 1869 and encodes 622 amino acids. NCBI's taxonomy places the organism in Eukaryota, Fungi, Ascomycota, Eurotiomycetes, Eurotiales, Aspergillaceae. The transcript has 4 exons. The record is from RefSeq and is a predicted model, not a curated record.